This is a messenger RNA of Camellia sinensis, 739 nucleotides long. The record is from RefSeq and is a predicted model, not a curated record. Lineage: Eukaryota; Viridiplantae; Streptophyta; Magnoliopsida; Ericales; Theaceae.
UGGACCAAACAAGCAAGAGCCGAAACUGCGCAGCACAUUAAGGAAAAUGACAUUGAAGUAGAUGCGAAAUUCCAACAAGCUUCGCGGUAUAAGACAUUGAUGACUGCAUUUAGAGCAGUAGCAAGUAGAGCUGCUGAAACUGAAGAAACAUAUGAUUUUUGUAUUGCACAGCUUGCUACAUUAGGUGCAGAUGUUGAAGGCAAGUUAAGUGCUCAUUUUGGUGUUGGAAAUGAAGCACGUAAUGAUGAUGAUACCCAAAGCUUUGAAGUGGAAUGUGAAGAUGUGAAUCAUGUUCUGCAACCAAAAGGAUUGAAGAAAAAGGUGGCAACUAGUAAGGGCAAAAGGAGGGUCAAAGGUGGAUUCGAAGCGGCGUUGGUAGCGAACUCCAAAAAAAAAUCCCGUGCUAAUAGCUUGGCUUCGUCACAAUCUAUUGCAAGUUCAACGGUUGCACCUUCUCCAUUAUCUGUUGGAGGAGAUAUAUAUGUUCGUGAACAUGUUCCUCUGCUUCAACCUCUUCCUCCCCUUCAUCCUCUUCCUCGAUCUUUGCCCAUGGGUGGUAAUUACAUUCCUCCGCCAUUGAUGUAUCCCACAUAUCAUGCGAACAAUUUGCGGGAGAUGUAUGUGGUGCCAAAUUAUUUGCCAACUCAACCAACAUUCUAGUCACUACUACAAGGUUCAUGUGGAUAUGACAUUGGGUUUCGAUAUUCUCAAGAAUCAACUACUCCAAUGUGUACUGAGG